Rasamsonia emersonii CBS 393.64 is the source of this 696-nucleotide messenger RNA. Its product is annotated as Chitin synthase C. The record is from RefSeq and is a predicted model, not a curated record. Lineage: Eukaryota; Fungi; Ascomycota; Eurotiomycetes; Eurotiales; Trichocomaceae. Gene Ontology annotation, cellular component: cell periphery; cell septum. The transcript is spliced from 3 exons. Gene Ontology annotation, molecular function: chitin synthase activity. The annotation marks the transcript as partial.
GCGGUCUUUGUGACGGUGAAAUCGAUCCAAAAGGAAAUCGCGGACCACACUUUUACUUUUGGGGAUCUGUUUAGUAACAAGCAGUUCUUCACGCUCAUUGUGUCCCUGGCAUCGACGUAUGUGAUGUGGCUUGUCGCGUCGCUGAUCUUCUUCGACCCGUGGCACAUGUUUACGAGCUUUAUACAAUACAUCCUGCUGACUCCGACAUACAUCAACGUGCUGAACAUUUAUGCCUUUUGUAACACGCACGAUAUCACUUGGGGUACGAAAGGUGAUGACAAGCCCGAGAAGCUGCCGUCAGCGAACAUCAAGCCCGGCGGCAAAGUCGAUGUGAACAUCCCGCAGGACGACGGAGAUCUCAACGCGCAGUACGAGGCGGAGCUGGCGAAAUUCGCGACGAAGCCGCCCAAGGAAGUCAAGGUGGUCUCCGAGGCAGAGAAGCAGGAGGACUACUACAAGGGGUUCCGAAGCGCGGUCGUGCUGGUGUGGGUGUUCUGCAACUUCGCGCUGGGGGCGGUGGUCCUGAGCACGGCGGGAUUGGAGAACUUCAACAGCGACAAGAACGUGACGGAGACGGAGAACGAGCGGGCCAACAUCUACAUGUCUGUGGUGCUGUGGAGUGUAGCAGGACUGUCACUCUUCAAGUUUCUUGGGGCGAUGUGGUUUUUGGUUGUUAGAAUGUUCCGCGGCGUUUGA